This is a messenger RNA of Ostertagia ostertagi, 1791 nucleotides long. NCBI's taxonomy places the organism in Eukaryota, Metazoa, Nematoda, Chromadorea, Rhabditida, Trichostrongylidae. The record is from the annotation of a GenBank genome assembly.
AUGCAAAAUAAAAACCGGGUUGGAGAACAACAGCGGAAGUUAAGAGUAGUAAACAACCGCUCGGUCGCUGCAGCCCAGUGCACAUGUUGUGGAGGUCGAGGGCAUGCAUUUUAUCAGUGUUUCAAGAAACAAACAGCGUUUUGUAGCAAUUGCUCUCGACCGGGACACAUGGCCAAGGCUUGUAGAUCAAAAAGGUUCAGCUCCCGAAAUGUUUUGAGAGAAUCAAGGAAAGUCUCCCGCCGGGUUAACUGGUGUGCGGAGCCCAGCACCUCCGACCUUGACGAAUCGGAUAUUAGUCAUAGCAACAUAGUAGAUAGAGUGAGUCAUAGGGAACGACAAGGUCGUAGAGAAGAGCUGGAUAAGUCGAGGCUUCAGGCUCAGGAAUCCGGAAGGAUUCAAGUUCCGGAGGUCGGACGAUCCGCAAAGAUGCGUCGAUCGGGAGACCAGUCGUUGUGCCAGAAGGUGAAGGUGGAGCCAGCAACUAUGUUAAAGAUAAACAUUCAUGGCACCGACGUAUCCUGUGAAUUAGACACUGGAGCCUCGGUAUCAAUUUUAGAUGUGGCGUCGUGGAGGAAGAUAGGUAAGCCUCCAAUGACGGAGGCAACCAUUGAGGCUACUGCUUAUAAUAACAGCCCGAUUUACUUUUGCGGUAAAUGCACGGUUUGGGUCCAGUUCAAUGGCAGACGAGCCAAGAUGGACCUACAUGUGCUCGAGGGAGCUACCCGCACGUUAUGCGGAAGAGAUAUGAUUAAAGCUUUAGAAAUAGAUUGUGGCCCAUACUAUCAGCGAGUACAUGGAAUGCAGGAGAAACCCCUGUCGAUGACGCAAGGUGGUGAGAAAUGGCUUAUAAUUGUGGAUGCCAAGUCCAAAUGGCCGGAGGUUAUCCGUAUGGGGCUUACGACAGCAGAAAAAACUAUAGAGAAACUACGUAUGAUUUUUGCCACCCACGGACUCCCUGAACAAGUCGUUUCCGAUAACGGGCCACCGUUUUCGUCAACGAUGUUCAAGGAAUUUUGUAAAGGAAGGAAUAUUGAAUUGAUUUUGACCUCGCCUUACCAUCCUAACUCAAAUGGCGAAGCGGAGCGGUUCGUGCAAACGUUCAAGAAAGGAUGGUAUAAGGGGUUGCGUGAUGGGAAGAAGGCAGAAAAUGUGUUAGUAGAAUUGCUUUUUGAGUAUCGAGUAACUCCGCAUCGGGCGACGGGGAAGUCGCCUGCGGAAUUGUUGAUGGGAAGAGAGUUACGAACAACAUUAGACAUCCGCAAAACGGAAAAUAAGGCAGCGGGGGACAGUGCCUAUAGAAGACGAAUGAUAGACGAUUACAAUAAGAGAGGGAGAAAAGAAAGAACUUUCUUGGUUGGUCAGCAAGUGUACCUGCGCAAUUACCAAAAAGGUGAUAAAUGGAUACCUGGAAUUGUGACAGGAGUGUUGAGUCGGUGUAUGUAUAAUGUUCAUGUCGGCACUGGUAGUCGGAAGGCGCAUGCAGAUCAAUUGAAAGAAAGACCGGUGCCAGAACAGGAGGUGAUGCGGGCGAUGAGAAGGAGCGAGCCAGGCCCGGAAGGAGAUCUUCCUCCUAGACGGUCAGCUCGAACGCCACAGGCAGCCGAGGCGAACGAAGUAAGUGAUUUAGCCUACGAUGGUACCGUACGCCCAUUCGCGCCAGGAAGCGGCCCCCAAGUUCGACGUGCACCGUAUCAGAGGAGGCCUAUCGAGGAGCGGCAAGUGGACCACAUCGUGGAUUCGGUGGCCGCCGCGGAAGACGAGGCCGUCGGCCGACUAUCAGACAAGAACUAA